GGCGGGGGGAGGCAGGCAAGCGUAACAGGCGGGCACCCAGCUUCCCCAGUCCAGCCGCGGCCCGCAGGGUGCCGGCCUUUCGGAGACUGGAGCGGGCGGGUAGAGACGGGCCGGGAUGCGAGCGGCUGCCCGGUGAAGAGGGGCUGCGGCGGGGGAAGGAGAGGGGAGUCCCCUCAGCGGCGGGCCUGCUCUGGCCGCCGUGCCCCGGGCCGCAGCGUAGAGGGGCCGGCGACAGAAGCCGGGCUGUGCAGCGGAGCCCUGCCGCCUCCUCCUUCCCUCCCGCCCUGCGUUUCCCCCUGCCGCGCACUCGCCGCCUCCCUUCCCCUGGCUCCAUCCCUUCCCGGUUGAUGAGGCGCUCCCCUUCCCUCUGCUGACCCCGCGGACCCCGGCCUGGCCGUAGGAUGAGCUCGGAGAGGGCGAGGCCGCUCCGCUCCCCGAGGAGGAUCUAGCUCGGGCGUGAGGCGCCGCCAAAGGGUGGGGGGCACCGACGCGACGCCGCCCCCCGCCAGCCCCCUCGUCCUUCAUGGUGGCUCUCUGCGACCACCAUCUCCGAGCAGACGCGCAGCCCGGCCCUGGGGGCCCGUGUGUGUCUGAACGCGCCGCCUUCGCGGGCGCCCGAGUGAAGUAAAAUGUCCACUCGGACUCCAUUGCCCACGGUGAACGAGCGCGACACCGAGAACGAUGUCGGCUCAUCAGUGGGGGAAGGCUUUUGCGAAAAGCACACGUCCCAUGGAGACGGACGGCAGGAAGUUUCCUCUCGGACUGGGCGCUCUGGAGCUCGCUGCAGGAACUCUAUAGCUUCCUGCACAGAUGAGCAGCCACAUAUUGGAAAUUACAGACUCCUUAAAACAAUUGGAAAGGGGAAUUUUGCAAAAGUAAAACUGGCAAGGCACAUCCUAACUGGCAGAGAGGUUGCCAUAAAAAUAAUUGACAAAACACAGUUGAACCCAACUAGUCUACAAAAGCUCUUCAGAGAAGUAAGAAUAAUGAAGAUCUUAAAUCAUCCAAAUAUAGUGAAGCUAUUUGAAGUCAUUGAAACUGACAAAACUCUCUAUUUAAUAAUGGAAUAUGCAAGUGGGGGGGAAGUGUUUGACUAUCUGGUUGCACAUGGAAGAAUGAAGGAAAAGGAGGCUAGAGCUAAAUUUAGACAGAUAGUAUCUGCAGUGCAGUAUUGCCAUCAAAAGCAUAUUGUUCAUAGAGACCUCAAGGCUGAAAAUCUAUUGCUAGAUGCAGAUAUGAACAUUAAAAUAGCAGACUUUGGGUUUAGCAAUGAGUUUACAGUCGGAAAUAAACUGGACACCUUUUGUGGCAGCCCACCAUAUGCUGCUCCAGAGCUCUUUCAAGGGAAGAAAUACGAUGGACCUGAAGUAGAUGUUUGGAGCUUAGGUGUUAUUCUUUAUACUCUUGUGAGUGGAUCUCUUCCUUUCGAUGGACAGAACUUAAAGGAACUUCGAGAAAGAGUGCUCAGGGGAAAGUACAGGAUUCCUUUCUACAUGUCCACAGACUGUGAAAACCUCCUCAAACGUUUCCUGGUGCUAAACCCAACAAAAAGAGGCACUCUAGAGCAAAUCAUGAAGGACAGGUGGAUCAAUGCAGGGCAUGAGGAGGAUGAACUUAAACCUUUUUUUGAACCAGAAUUAGACAUCUCGGACCAGAAAAGAAUAGAUAUUAUGGUAGGAAUGGGAUAUUCUCAAGAAGAAAUUCAAGAAUCACUUAGUAAAAUGAAGUAUGAUGAAAUCACAGCUACAUACUUACUGUUAGGAAGGAAAUCAUUGGAGUUGGAUGCAAGUGAUUCAAGCUCCAGCAGCAAUCUUUCACUUGCCAAAGUUAGGCCAAGUAAUGAUCUUAAUAAUAGCACUGGACAAUCUCCUCAUCACAAAAUUCAGAGAAGCAUAUCUUCUAGCCAGAAACAGCGGCGGUACAGUGAUCAUGCUGGACCAUCCAUCCCCUCAGUAGUGGCAUAUCCCAAAAGAAGCCAGACUAGUACUACAGACAGUGACCUCAAAAAGGAAGGAAUUCAGUCAAGAAAAUCCAGCAGUACUGCAGUUGCAGGAAGAGGAAUUGCACCAGCUAGUCCAAUGCUUGGAAAUGCCAGCAAUCCCAAUAAGGCUGAUAUUCCUGAACGUAAGAAAGGUUCAGCUGUUCCUAGUAAUAAUACUGCCCCCGGAGCAAUGACACGGCGCAACACAUAUGUUUGUAGUGAAAGAACCACUGCUGAUAGGCAUUCAGUGAUACAAAAUGGCAAGAAGAACAGCCUGACAGAAAUGUCCGCUUACGCAGCUAGCCCUGCUUCAGUUUGUACUACAUCCUUCUCCAGUGUUCGGCUGCGACAUCAGAAGUCGAUGUCCAUGUCAGCCUCUGUGCACACGAAGAUGAUGUUGCCUCCAAUAGACAAUGGCGCAGAUAACUUCAGGCCUAUCACUAUUCCCGAUCAAAGAACUCCUGUUGCUUCAACUCACAGCAUUAGCAGCGCAACCACACCUGACCGUAUUCGUUUCCCCAGAGGAACAGCUAGUCGGAGCACUUUCCACGGCCAGCUCAGAGAGAGACGUACUGCUACCUACAACGGACCGCCAGCCUCCCCCAGUCUGUCCCAUGAAGCAACACCACUCUCACAGACUCGAACCAGGGGAUCCACUAAUCUGUUUAGUAAACUAACUUCAAAACUCACAAGAAGAAACAUGUCAUUCAGGUUUAUCAAAAGGCUCCCGACUGAAUAUGAGAGGAACGGGAGAUUUGAGGGCUCAAGCCGCAAUGUAGCUGUGGAUCAGAAGGAUGAGAACAAGGAAGCCAAGCCUCGGUCUCUACGUUUUACCUGGAGCAUGAAAACCACCAGCUCCAUGGAUCCUAAUGAAAUUAUGAGGGAAAUACGAAAGGUCCUGGACGCCAAUAAUUGUGACUAUGAACAAAGAGAGCGUUUCUUGCUUUUCUGUGUCCAUGGAGAUGGGCAUGCGGAAAACCUUGUACAGUGGGAGAUGGAGGUGUGUAAACUGCCAAGACUGUCCCUGAAUGGAGUUCGCUUUAAGCGGAUAUCGGGAACAUCCAUAGCUUUCAAAAACAUUGCUUCCAAAAUUGCCAAUGAGUUAAAGCUGUAACAAGAAAAAUAGUGAAGUUGGAAAUUAGUUAGCAGUUUCAAGUGUUUUUGAGAAUUCCGAUGGAAAUGUAUAGAAUAACAUUUAGGCAAUAACUUCUGCAUCCUUCUGAAUAGCGAUAUUAAAAAAAAAAAAGGCUGCUGAGCUGGGAGGGAGAGUUGAACUUUUUUAUAAGUGCACUACAGCAUUAAAGUUGCCUACUAUGUAAAAUAUUACCCCUUCUGCUUUAUUUCCAUUGCUCCUAAGUCUUUGACAACAAAUUGAAACACAGAAUAUAUUCAUUUAAAUAUGCCUCCUGUUUGUGUGGAUGUGUGAAUGUACAGUAUGUGUGUAUAAUAUAUAAAGUAUUAUAUGUAAACAAUUCAUUUACAACAUUGAGCUGUACCAGUACCUCUUUUUGGGCUAAUUUUGGUGCUAAAAAUUGAAAUGGCCAAGGAGGAAACACUUGAGUUAAAUAUUUAAAAUAACUGAAGCGAUAACUAGUAAAUGCAGGUUUACAGUUCACUGCUGUGUUAAGAAAAAAAAAAAAGUGUGUGAAGGGUUUGGAUUUACGGUUGUGAACAUUAUUAGUCCUGUUUUCUAAGUAGAUCUCAUGAGAUUAUUAAAAAUUCACUUUUACUGAGUAA
Messenger RNA from Pezoporus occidentalis (night parrot), 3718 nucleotides. RefSeq names its product microtubule affinity regulating kinase 3 (gene MARK3). Lineage: Eukaryota; Metazoa; Chordata; Aves; Psittaciformes; Psittacidae. The transcript has 20 exons. Gene Ontology annotation, molecular function: protein serine/threonine kinase activity; tau-protein kinase activity; ATP binding. The record is from RefSeq and is a predicted model, not a curated record. Gene Ontology annotation, cellular component: cytoplasm; plasma membrane. The coding region runs from base 630 to 3095 and encodes 821 amino acids. Gene Ontology annotation, biological process: intracellular signal transduction; microtubule cytoskeleton organization; protein phosphorylation.